Molecule: messenger RNA, 348 nt
Organism: Schistosoma intercalatum
Lineage: Eukaryota; Metazoa; Platyhelminthes; Trematoda; Strigeidida; Schistosomatidae
Source: the annotation of a GenBank genome assembly
AUGCUUCUGUCAAGUGUCCGUUAUGGACGUUUCAUACCCUGGAAAUCAAUGCCCGGCAGUGUUUGGGGUGGUAAACAACGGAAAAUCCCCCGUUUAACUAAUGCGCGUAAAGAAGCGUUUUUGGAUGAGCUUCUUAUUUCUCGCCAAAACCAUAUGUAUCUUCAGAAACCGUAUUUCAGUGAAGAAGUUGAAGCUGCCACUCUAGCUGAUGAGAAAAUGCGUGAAUUGCAAAUGGAAGAUAUGAUUUUCUACGAUCGAUAUGCUAAACAAUUCAAUCGUCGUUUUCCUACACGUAAUCUGGAAACAUUUUGGGAUAAAUUGUCAAAAACUAAACGUUAUGAUGUUUGA